Messenger RNA from Paramuricea clavata, 4041 nucleotides. The record is from the annotation of a GenBank genome assembly. NCBI's taxonomy places the organism in Eukaryota, Metazoa, Cnidaria, Anthozoa, Malacalcyonacea, Plexauridae.
AUGGCGGACGAUGUGGAACAUUUCUUAGAGUUUGUCUUAAAAAGGUCGGAAGAAAUAAGUUUGCAGGAAAACGAAGACAUUCUCUCUGAACUAUUAAGACAUAUAGAUUUGCUUGGUAGGACAGUACAAUUACUGGAAGAAAUAAGAGAUUUUGUUGUGAAUGCUGGUGAGCCUGAUUCAGGGAAAUGGCAUUAUGGCAGCAAUUGGUGAACGUUUAUUGUGAAAUUGAAAGCGAAUUUAUUUGUCUCUACAAUCGCGAAGCAACUCGAAUUACCGUAACAUGCCAACUACCGUUGUUAAUUGAGGAAACUAAAUGUCCUGGCAGACCGGGUUAUCACAUUCCAAAGGAGAGUCUGGUAGAAUUACGAGGACUUAAUUUUUCUUGGUGCAAGAUCUCGGAAAUGUUUCGCGUGCGGCAGGUACAAAACGCAGGUUGCAGGUUGCAGGUUGGAAUUUUGCAGGUUGGGAAUUUUGCAGGUUGGGGAUUUUGCAGGUUGGGGAUUUUGCAGGUUGGGGAUUUUGCAGGUUGGAAUUUUGCAGGUUGCCAGGAACUUUGCUGGUUGAUAAUGCAAACUUAAAAUUGCACCACUAUAAAGUAUUCUAGUAUAACUUAGUUGUGCAUUUAUUGCAGUCUGACUCCUUGUCGGCGCUUUUUAUAUCAGCCUAUCCUGCCGCUAUGUUCCUAGCCUCUGCUUUAAGGCUAGUGGCCAUCACCCCGGUGAAAACAUUAAAAAUUGAUGACCAGAUUGGCUUGGACCUACAGGGAGACGAAUAUGUUUUGAUUGUUGCGAGGUGCCUACAUGACCUGGCGCGUUUAUACUAGAAUGUUGUUAAAAGUUAACUAACUCUCGAGUAAUGACACAGUAAUUGGGGGCUUGAGUGGAUUUCUCAUAAGUGGGUGCAGAGGAGAUACACCUCAUUCAGGCAUUUUCUGAACUGCCACCACGUCAUGUAGGCACCUCGCAACAAUCGAAACAUUCGUGCCCUGAAGGUCCAAGCCAAUCUGGUCAUUUUGAAUGUUUUCACAAGGGUGAUGGCUAUUCCUUAGAGCAGAAGCUAGGAACAUGGUAGCAGGAUGGGCUGAUAUCAAAAGCGCCGACAAGGAGUCAGACUGCAAUAAGUACACAAUUAAAUUAUACUAGAAUACUUUAUAGUGGUGUAAUUUUAAGUUUGCAUUAUCAACCUGCAAAAUUCCUGGCAACCUGCAAAAUUCCAACCUGCAAAAUCCCCAACCUGCAAAAUCCCCAACCUGCAAAAUCCCCAACCUGCAAAAUUCCCAACCUGCAAAAUUCCAACCUGCAACCUGCGUUUUGUACCUGCCGCACGCUAAACAUUUCCGAGAUCUUGCACCAAGAAAAAUUAAGUCCUCGUAAUUCUACCAGACUCUCCUUUGGAAUGUGAUAACCCGGUCUGCCAGGACAUUUAGUUUCCUCAAUUAACAACGGUAGUUGGCAUGUUACGGUAAUUCGAGUUGCUUCGCGAUUGUAGAGACAAAUAAAUUCGCUUUCAAUUUCACAAUAAACGUUCACCAAUUGCUGCCAUAAUGCCAUUUCCCUGAAUCAGGCUCACCAGCAUUCACAACAAAAUCUCUUAUUUCUUCCAGUAAUUGUACUGUCCUCGUACCAAGCAAAUCUAUAUGUUUUAAUAGUUCAGAGAGAAUGUCUUCGUUUUCCUGCAAACUUAUUUCUUCGGACCUUUUUAAGACAAACUCUAAUUUUUUCGCAAAAUUUCCUUCCCAAAAUUCUAAAUUUCCUUCUAUUUUUCCUUCCAAUGUCAGUUUAAAAUAUUAUAGUAAAUUUUCAUGCACUGUACUCCCGAUGUAAAUUGAAGGUGUACUGCAGUAUUCAAAUAGUGAAUAUCUAAUUUAACCUGAAAAAACAUGUUCUGUUGUCUCAUUUUUUGUCUGUUUUCUCGAACGACGUAGAACUUAAAAGACUUUUUUAUGAAUUGGACCAGGCACUUUUGGACCAGGCACUUGUCCUGCACGCUUUCUACUACGUUUGCAUUUGAAAACUACUUGAAGCUUCAUCUUCUGGUGAGCCUGACUAGAUGUCAACUCAAUAUGAGCCAUCAUAAUUUAUAAAUUACUUUUUUUGGUUUACAAAUUACAGUUUCUCUUUUUCCGACUGUUUUUUUUUUUUAAUUUGGGGUUAUAAAAAUUCAAAACCCUCGAAAAAAUUGAAAAAAGUACUCUACUCACUUACUCACUGAAUACCUGUUAAUUAAGUCCCAAAUUACCCCCAUUCAUCCUUGAUGGUUAUGUAAAUAUCUGAAGUGUUAUUUUUAUAAAUGUUUUUGAACUCAAAAGUUAAUAAUAAAGUGUUUAACCAUUAUUAAAUUACUAGAAAUUACUGAAAAAGUUUAAAUUGUAAAAUUUCCUUCCCUUUUCCUUCGAAAUGGCCGAAUUUCCUUCCAAUUUCCUUCCAAAUCUUAUUUCCUUUUAUUUUUCCUUCCAAAUGCCAAAAUAUCCUUUUGGAAGGAAAUUUCCUUCCGAGUGGAAGCUCUGCCGGAGAGUGUCCGCGGCGUCGGGUAGUCGCCCCAGGAAGUUUAAAUGAUUAUUUGAAAAGUUUAAAUGAUUAUUUGAAAAAGUUUAAAUGAUUAUUUGCAAAAGUUUAAAUGAUUUAUUUGAAAAGGUUUAAAUGAUUAUUUGCAAAAGUUUAAAUGAUUAUUUGCAAAAGUUUAAAUGAUUAUUUGCAAAAGUUUAAAUGGUUAUUUGCAAAAGUUUAAAUGAUUAUUUGCAAAAGUUUAAAUGGUUAUUUGCAAAAGUUUAAAUGAUUAUUUGAAAAAGUUUAAAUGAUUAUUUGGAAAAGUUUAAAUGAUUAUUUGAAAAAGUUUAAAUGAUUAUUUGCAAAAGUUUAAAUGAUUAUUUGAAAAAGUUUAAAUGAUUAUUUGGAAAAGUUUAAAUGAUUAUUUGAAAAUGUUUAAAUUCACAAACAAAGCAGUUCAAAUCAAAGACAUUUUAGCAUAAAUUUUUACAAAGAUUUUUGGAAUGCAUAUAUAUAGGAACACAUUAAAUAUUGCUACAAAUGGGCAGGCAUAUAGAGGUCCAAAAUGUAGUGUAUCCCUCAUUAUCCCCCUACGAGGGUGGAAGAACCUCUGGCACCUAGGGUACUAUAUACCACAACCAGCCAACUUUCUGAAAUUUCUUAUAGCCAAAAUUUUUAAAUUACCGAACUCGUUCAGACAGCCUGUUAUACCUUAGAUAGGAAACGUUUUAUGAAAUAAUAAAUGGGGUGUAACCAUACAUUUUUUCCGAAGUGGAUUUCUUUGAUGAAAGCCAUGCAAUAUUUUGGCCAUAUUAGAUCGUCAUUGUUACUAUAGCAACAUUUUUCCAACUCUUACCGUUUUAGAUUAUAAUUUCAUAGUUUCUGAUUAUAAUUUCACUUCAGUUAGAUUUUAAUUCACUCGUUUCCAACCAUGAAGCUGGCGUUACGUCAUUUGAUCAAUUUCUAAAGCUGAUAUAGUCUUAUUGGAUUUAUUAUUUUGGAUAGGGUUAUAGUUGGGAUUAGGGGUUAAAGUAGGGGUAGGGUUUGGGUUAGUUAUAUACGUAGCCAUUUAACACCUCUUCCAUCCUCCGAAAAUGACUCAGUUCACGUCAGUUUGGUAAAUGGAAACAAUUCGCACUUUAACUCAUUUACAGUAGAAAUAUACCAAUUCAAGUCUUUUUAUUGUUAUUUUUUAUUUCUUGAUCACUUUCACGAAAGAAUAAGAAAAGCCUGACACCAAUUAUUUAAUAUUUAAAUGAUAUUUUUAUUUUUAGCUCUAUACUAUGCUCUUUAUUUUUAGCUCUACUCCUUACUACAAUCAUAAUCGCUCCAACACGUAAUCCACCAAUGCUCCUGUCUACAGUUUUAGCUAUUCAACAGAGUCCAAUUCCAUCUAUUCUCCAGAGUUCAGAUCUUGCCACACCUAGACUAGUCACCGAAUCGGUGAUGAUGACGUCUUCGUCGAAAGAGAGCGCUGUGUUGAAGGCCUUGUCAUCCAUACAAGCUUCGCCAACUACGCCGGAAGUUUUGCCCAGCAGCACUUUGACUCCUGAAG